AUGGUUCAAUACCCAAAGGGAUUUGUAUCGCCAACCUUCAAGAUAUUUGAUGGAACAGGAAACCCCCGACAGCAUGUUGCACACUUCCGGGUGUUGCUUUUUGAUUGGUACGUUGAUUUGCCUACUGGCUCAAUUAAGACUUUCGCAGAACUAGAAGACUUAUUUAUCAAGAGAUUUGCUGGAGCUCAGCACCAUAUCACCAUCGGUGAUCUUGUGGUCAAGCAACAGAAACCAAAUGAGACAUUAGUCGAUUACAUUCUGCGAUGGAGGAACUUAAGCAUGAAAACAUUUGAAAAGUUGCUAAGCAAAGCUGCAGGUCUGCAGGAAGAGGUUAAUCAAUUUGGAUUUAUGGAAAAGAAUGAGAAGUCAAAGCCGAUGAAGACAUUUGAAAAGAAAACUGGGACAGUGGCGACAGCGGAUAGAGGUAAACAAACAAUUCAAAUUAAAGUUGAACAACCUCAACAAAGUUACCAACGUCCGCAGCACAAUAAUCAACAACAUUCCCAGCAAAAUCAACAAAUUAAUCAGCAUUAUGGUCAGCGACAGUUUCAGCAGAAAUCCUACAGCCCAGAUAUGGGACAGGGUCCGACUAUGAUGAAUCGAUUGAGCAGAGUCUACUCCUUCAAAGAUGAGGCGGUGGGGAAGAUGUUCAGAAAUUUAAUCAAGAGACCUGAGUUCAGGUUGCCAGAGCCGAAGAAACCAGAUGAGGUUGAUAAGAAGGAUCAGCCUAGAUAUUGCCCUUAUCAUAGAAUGCUUGGUCACACCAUAAAGGGUUGUAUCAGUUUUAAAGAGUGA
This is a messenger RNA of Phalaenopsis equestris, 795 nucleotides long. RefSeq lists its product as uncharacterized. The coding region runs from base 1 to 795 and encodes 264 amino acids. The transcript is spliced from 3 exons. Lineage: Eukaryota; Viridiplantae; Streptophyta; Magnoliopsida; Asparagales; Orchidaceae. The record is from RefSeq and is a predicted model, not a curated record.